Messenger RNA from Stylonychia lemnae, 1155 nucleotides. The record is from the annotation of a GenBank genome assembly. Lineage: Eukaryota; Ciliophora; Spirotrichea; Sporadotrichida; Oxytrichidae.
AUGCCAACUUUUACCAAACUCAAGAGGAUAUUAUAUGACAUAUUGAGCAAGUAUGAAUUUUAAUGUGUUAAUUAUCCACAUUGCAAGGAUUUUUUGAACUAUGAAAAUUAUUUCAAGCAUGUUUAAACUUGUGAAAAUACAGAAGCCAAGUGUACAAGCAAGCAAUGUAAUGAUAUCAAAAUAAAAUAUCAAGCUAAAUCCUGCCUUGAGAUUGUUGAAAAACUGAAUUUAAAAACUCACUUCUUAUAAGAUAAGUUAGUGAAAGUAGAACAAGAGAAGAAUUAAAUGAUUAAACAUAUAAACUAAAUAACUUAAUAAGAGUAGCAAUUGAGAACUAAAACUCUAAAGCUCUAGGAUUAAGAAAAUUUGCUUAGAGAAUAAAAUAGUAAACUAUAAUAAGAAAGCAAAUAUUUGAGUGCUGAGAUUGAAACUAUAUCUGAUUCAAUGAAUGAGAUAGCUUCAUCAGAAGCAGAUUUAAAAAAUCAAAUUUAGCAGCUUAAGACAGAAAAUAAAAGGAUUAAUGACGAAAAUAAAAGGAUUAAUGACUAGUAUGACGUGUAAUAAGCACAGAUUAUAUACAUCUAACAAGAAAAGGAGUAACUUUAGAGUCGAUAUUCAGAAUUGCAAAAGAAAAUUUCAGCUUUAAAGGAAGAUGAUAAUGAAAAAUAAGUAAAAAAUUAAUAAAAUGCAAAGUAGAAUAAAAAGGAUAUAGAAGAAAGUAAAUCUAUUGGUUUAUAAGAAUUGCUAGAAAAUUUAAAUUUGGCUUUGGCUUUGGGAUCAGAUGUCAAAAAGGAAGAUGAAUAAAAAUAAAUUGAGAUUUAAGAAAGUUAAAAGCAACUAAAAGAACUGGAUUAGCCCGGUCUAUUGCAAAAAUUAUAAUUUUUAGGAAAAGUUUUAGCUUUAAAUGAAAUAGUUGAGAAAAUUGAAAAGGAGUAAAAUGAUACAAGAGAUGCUAUUAAUAUAAGUAUAGUCACGAAAUGUCCAUCUGGGCAUCUGUAUUAAUUAUUGGAAAUGAAUGAUAAAGAAGUAGAAGAUUAAUAAGCUAAAUGCAAAAAAUGCAAUAUCUAAGAAGAGGUUAAAUUUGAAUCACAUUUCAAAUGUACAGGUUAGGCUUGCAAUUACACUGUUUGCAAAGAUUGCUUUAAUUACAAAUGA